Molecule: messenger RNA, 7117 nt
Organism: Athalia rosae (coleseed sawfly)
Lineage: Eukaryota; Metazoa; Arthropoda; Insecta; Hymenoptera; Athaliidae
Gene: Hr38
Product: nuclear receptor subfamily 4 group A member 2
Exons: 8
Coding region: 1157-3502 (781 amino acids)
Biological process (GO): cellular response to corticotropin-releasing hormone stimulus; regulation of transcription by RNA polymerase II
Cellular component (GO): transcription regulator complex; nucleus
Molecular function (GO): nuclear receptor activity; nuclear glucocorticoid receptor binding; zinc ion binding
Source: RefSeq, a predicted model, not a curated record
GCCCGGAGUCAGUUACGUGGUGGCCGGCUUUUAGAGCGGACGACCGACGAGUACUGUACGAGAAUUUCGCUUUUUCGAUGUACGGUAUUUGCAACGUUCACCCUUAAAAAUCUACUCGCUUGUCCGGAAAAUUUAACGAUAUCACGCGCCCCUUCCGAAUAUGAAUUGAAAGAUAAUAUUCGCAGCCGGAAUCCCGUAGGCCACCCUCGUGCAGAAAUUCCGCGAGCGUUCGUCCGAACAUACCCCGAUACACGCAGUGCGACGCGUCGAAGCGGAUGAUCGAGGAUUUUUCAGUGGCGUGCGAAAAAAUAAAAUUACGACAAAACAAAAGUGAGACGGAAAAGAGACCUCGAGAGUUUUCGCUGAGGAGAUAAGAAAAAAAAACGAACGAAUAAAAUUAUAGAUCCGGAUCACGCUGUACACGUGGUGCUGACGCGCCACCCUUCCGCGCGAGGGUUGGAGAACACGAACGGACAAAAAGUGAAGAUCGCCGAAAGUGACAUCGAAUUGCGCGAUCGCCGAUGACAUUUUUCAAAUCGUCGAUCGCGGGUCACCGUCGGAAACCAUAUAGACGCCAAACUGCAACCUGUUGACUCUAAGAUUUUAAAGUGUCAGUGUUUCGUGUUCGUACGACAUAGACGAAACGUCGCGGGUACACCGAAUCGUGGAAAUGUACGUUCGGGUGGGCCGAUUAUGAUAACAAAAUCGCAUCGGUGACAAAUCGUUAGAUGGACAAGAAGAAUUUGACUCAAGUGUUUCGGGACCAGAGGAGAUCGUAAUUCUCGAUCGUUUCAAAAAAAAAAAAGAUAAAAAAAAAAGCAGUGUCCCUCCGAAGUUGAUUAUCUCAAACGAAAUUACAAGUGUCCGAGUUCGUGUAGGGCCGAAUUGGACGAUUCAUCGAUCGAGUAGCAAGGAUGAAGAGAUGGUCUCCUCCGCGGCCUGAGUCCACAGCAAUGAUCUAAUGUUUCCUCGUUAUCGAGGAGCUUAAAUUUUCUCCACAUCGUACUGUCGACCUGAUUAAAAGAUUAGCCCCGGCCCCGGACCGGCGUCCGGCUGCUCGGGGAUGGUGAUCGGUAGAACUUAUUCGUAACGCGAUCAAAGAACCCCCCCCGGAUGAGGGGAAAGUUUUUCAGUGAUAAUCCGCGGUUACUGUGCAAUGCGUACUGUCGAGAGCGCCGGGAUUACGGAGACUACGACACCCAGCUGUAACGCAGGGUCUGCGCACCACGUGCACCUACGCGGACUCUACCUGGCUCAACAAGCUAAUAGACAUUUAAACGAAACACGCCCUCCCGCGUCGGUCACGUCCGUCGCCUCGGCGAUCGCCUUGGCCCCCGCGGACACGAAUAACAACGACGAUCACCAUAGAAAUUUGGAAUCCUUCGAACAAUCCGUCGGACAACGUCGCGAUAUAAGGAAUAAGUGGCAGCUGCAUUCCCCGGUAACCGGCGACAGCGAAAACAGCAACAGUAACAGUAACAGUGGAUCUGUCGUUCCGAGUAGGAUCGAGUGCGACCAAUCGGUCCAACAGUCUCAAGCAGUUCUUUGCAACGCAGUUCCUCUCCCUGUUCCUGUUUCUGUUUCCGUUCCCGUUCCUCCAACGUUAUUAACGAAUACCGUACCAGUUCCUAAUACAGUUAAUGAAAAUACUCCCGUCACCCUACAACCUGGUCAAAGACAAAAUCAUCCAGGUGCCACGAACGCCGCAACGACCACAACAGCAUUUACCGUCGCUUCAAGUAUGCUUCUGCUGCAGACACAGAGCCCCUUCGGAUGUAGCAGUUUCGCCGAUCUCCUGACGGCACCGUACGCGGACCCGAUAGACGCCGGUCAUUUGUCAGAGGAACUUGACCCCUUCCCAGAAUUGCAACUUGGCAAUCACCAUCAUCAUCAUCAUCACAAUACGACCGCACACGCCGCCAAUACCACUCCGGAUACCCAAAAUCAUAACUCAACGCAACACGUGCCCCAAAUUAUCCCUGGAGACGUUCAGGCCGACUCUCUGAGUCCGACCCCGCUUCCGAGUUUCCAGGAGACUUACACGGUGCAGCGAUACACGAGGCAGGAGUUACAAGGUCUCGGUAUAAAGAUGGACGAGGACUGUUACAACAAUCCGGUGUACUCGAGCCAACCGUAUACCGAUUAUAACCCGGCGGUAUCCUAUCAUCACCAUCAUCAUCAUCAUCAUCAGGGAUACUAUCAACAAGAGCAGACUCCCACGCCUAAUCCCGUUCCUCAGGAGCCUCAGUACUCGCCAAUGCCAAUGGUGUACAGUCCUGCGGCCACGACUCCGGUACCACCGCCAACAAACGUACCAAUUGAUCUCCAUACCGCGGCAGCUGUCACGCCGAGACAGGGAAGAGCGAGUCUUCCACUCCAGAGAUCAGAAUCUACGAGUAGUAACGAGUCACCUAAACCACGGGGUGGUUCCGGUUCCGUUGGUUCGGCGAGUCCUGGAACCGGUGAACGCGCCCCACCGAGCCCGAGCCAACUUUGCGCCGUAUGCGGGGACACAGCGGCCUGUCAACAUUACGGAGUUCGUACCUGCGAAGGUUGCAAAGGAUUUUUCAAACGCACCGUACAAAAAGGUUCGAAAUACGUAUGCCUCGCUGAGAAAGCGUGUCCGGUCGACAAACGAAGAAGGAACAGGUGUCAGUUUUGUAGAUUCCAAAAGUGCCUGAUGGUCGGGAUGGUCAAAGAGGUGGUCAGAACGGACGAUCUCAAGGGUCGCAGAGGACGACUUCCGUCGAAGCCAAAGUCACCUCAAGAAUCGCCGCCGAGUCCACCGGUCUCUUUGAUAACCGCACUGGUCAGAGCGCAUCUGGACACUACGCCGGAUCUUGCGAAUCUGGAUUAUUCGCAAUACCGGGAACCGGGACCGGGUGAAUUACCGGUCACCGAGUCAGAAAAAAUUCAACAGUUUUACGGACUCCUGACGACCUCGGUGGACGUAAUAAGAAAUUUCGCCGACAAGAUACCCGGUUUCACGGAACUUUCGAGAGAAGAUCAGGAGCUCCUCUUCCAAUCGGCUAGUCUCGAACUAUUCGUAUUGCGACUUGCGUACAGGACAAAAUCGGACGCAACGCAAUUGACCUUCUGCAACGGUGUUGUAUUAGCGCGUGCCCAGUGCCUUGGAAGUUUUGGUGACUGGUUGCACGGUAUUUUAGAUUUUUGCCAGGGUCUUCAUAGUCUAGAUGUCGACAUAAGCGCCUUCUCAUGCCUGUGCGCUCUCACCCUCGUCACAGAACGUCACGGUCUCAAGGAACCUCACAGGGUCGAACAGUUGCAGAUGAAGAUAAUAGCGUCGCUUAGGGAUCACGUUACCUACAACGCCGAGGCACAACGUAAGGCGCAUUAUUUUUCACGUCUUUUAGGUAAGCUACCGGAACUGAGGAGUCUCUCGGUUCAGGGUUUGCAGAGAAUUUUUUAUUUAAAAGUAGAGGAUCUCGUUCCACCUCCGCCAUUAGUCGAGACGAUGUUCUCUGCCACUUUACCCUACUAAUAGAAAAUAAUAUCAUCGCAUAUAUUAGGACAAUUUUCAUAUUUAAUGAAAAGAGAGAAUAUCGAAAGAGAAAAACUAUCUAUACAUAUAUAUAUAUAUAUCUAUACAUAUAUACAUACACACGAAACAAACAAAUAAUAUAAUACAUUAUAUAUUUAUACGUCUAGUCGUAUAUGUUUAAUAAUAAAUGUAACUGUAAAUAUAUAUCAUAUAUUACACGGUACGUGAAUUACAUUAUUAUCUGAACGUAUUAGUUGCGUAAUAAUGUGUCGAAUACAAAUGUUCAUAAAUAAUUGAUCAUCCUUUGCUACAUACAUAUAUAUAACAAUAUAUGUAUCGUAAUUCCAGUGAUAAUUAUCUCGUAAUACACAAAAAAAAAAAAAAUUAAAUAAAUAAAUAAAUACAUAUAUAGAUGAAUAUGGAGAACUCCUACCAGUUCUCAUUAUUAUAACAUACUGUACAUAAAUAUUUUAUGGGCAAGAAAAAAAAGGUAUAUACUAUGAUAUAAUAUUAUUUGAUGAGCUAUCUGAGUGCGUGCUGUUGCACACACACAAAAAAGGAAAAGAUACAUCAAAACAAUAUGGAUAAAAGUUAGAUGCGGCAUUGCCGAACAUAUUAAUUGUUACGUCAUUAUGCAACAUAACGUCGAUUUAAUUAUAUUGUUUUUUUUUUUUUUUGUUUUUUUUUUAUACUUUGUCUUUUUAUUCCACAGACCCCCAUAUUAUAACCAUAAAAAUUCAUCAUUCGAUGCAAAUUGCUAAAUAUUCGACGUCUAGCAGGUCCAUAAAUGCGACUAGUAUUGCGUCAUUAGAAAGUAUAGCCAAUUUAUCAUAUCCACACGGUUACAUCUCGGCAGCUGCCUAUUUUAUUUUUCAUUAUUUUCAUUUUCAUUUUUUUUUUUUUGUUUCAAAUUUCCAAUGAAAUUAAUUUCAUUAUUUUUUCCCUUCAUUUCUCGCGUUUGAGGUAUAUCUGCCUCCCACCCUCCCCCGAUAAUAUCAAAGCGUUACAAAAGACAAGGAAAGAAAUUAAAUAGUGAAAUAAUAAAAUCAUUUGAAACAAAAAGAACAUUACAAUUUUCGUCUUAAUAAAACAAUAUUACUAUAUCUAUCAAAUACAUGUAUGAAAUAUAGAUGUAAAAGUGAAACUUUGAAUCCUAAAAGUUGUCCUAGUAAUAAUAAUAAUUGUAAUAACAAUAAUAACAAUAACGAUAAUAAUAAUAGCAACAAUAAUAAGUAAUGUAUUAAUAACAAGUACAAUUACAACAGCAACAAGAAGUAAUAAUAAUAACAAUAAAUCACAAUAAUUUAGCAACAACAGAAUGUUAAUUCCUAUACUGCAGUAAUGAAUGACGUGAAAAUAUUAUAUAUACAAUUGGUAAGAAAAUUUGAAUGACCGAAUGAAAAAUAAAAAUGAAUAGUAAAACCAGGUGAAAAAACUGACGUAAAGUGGAACCAGAGUACAUAGUAUUUGUACGUUUACAUAUUGAAAUAUUAAAUGCAUAAAUAUGACCACAGUAGAAGAGACGAGCCCUUAGCUUUUUUUUCUCUUGUUGAUUCUAUACGUCAACGGCAGCAUAUCAUAUAUUAAUGAUAAUGUUAAUGAUAGUGAUAAUAAUGAAGAUAGUAACGGUAGUUGAUGUAAUAUUGGUAAUAAUGAUGCUAAUAACGAUGUCCAAAACAGAUAAAAAAAAAACAUGUACUUCAUAUACAUAUACCGGUAUGUAUAGAUCGGUUCGAAACAUAUCAAUGAUUGUUAUAAUUGUUCAGGUAAAAGAGAAAAACAAGCAGAAAAAAGAUAUCAAGAAUAGAUAAAUAGACUAAACACUAAUAAAAGCAUAAUUCAUGAACGACAUGAAUAAAGAAAAUGAUCAACAAAAAAACCACAAAAAACAAACAAACAGAUAUAAAAAAGGAAGACAUAAUAGUGAGAGAAUGACGAAUGUGUUGUAUGAAUAGCGAUUUUAAAUAUAACUUCUCACCCUUAUCGUUGUAUAAAUAUUUGGAACACUCUUAUAUGUAUUUAUAAUAAAAGAAGAAAGAAAAAAGAACAUAAAACCGGAAAUAAUAUAAUUAGAAACAAGAAGUAAAUUAAAGUAAGUAAGGUAACAGAAGAAUGUGAAACAUAUUAUAUUAUAUAUGUAUAAAAUUAUGUAACUUACAAUAGAUGGGUGAUAUAAUGAACGUGAAGGUCCAAGAAAGUUGAUAAAUGUUGAUAAAAAAAUGGAGAAUAAAAAAAGGGCAAAAUAAAAAACUGUGCAUGGUUCGUAAAGUUGAAAAGGGUAUAAUUUAUAUAUGAAAUAUAUAUAAUAAAAUAAUUCAGUGCCUUCGAUCGCUGGAGCUAUAUGAAUACAAAAUAUAAAUAUAAUAUACGUAAUGACAUCAUGUUUAAAUUUAUAGGGACAAGAAAGACAAAAUUGUAUUUGAUCAACUAUUUCACCAAUCAUUUGUGAAAUAUUAAACGUACAAAAAAAAAAUGCAAAGAACGAAGAAAAAAGCGAAUUGAAGAAACAGAAAAAUUGAAGAACAGAAGAAAAAUAUAAAGAAAUAAAAUAAUGUCUGUGUACCUAAAACGUGUAUAUGAUUUACAUUAUAUACGCAAUCAAUUAGGUAUAAUUAUAACAAUAAUACUAAUAAUAAUAGUAAUAAUAAUUAUACAUUAAGUUAUGUGUAUAUGCGUAUAGAAUACAUAUAAUAUACCGGCUCUGCAUUAUCUCUGUCCAAUUUAAAUAUAAAUACAUAUACAUAAUACAUACGAUAUAAUAUAUACGUAGAUGAUGUAGAUGAUAUGCAUAUAUGUAUAUUGUAUUAACUAUCAUGUUAUUAUGUAAUGCGUAAAAGAACAUUUAUUACUAUAGUUAUGAUUAUUUAGGAUCGAAUCAUGUACACGUAGAUAUGAUAGCUUAUUAUAUUCCUUUUCAUUUACGUAAAUCAUCAUCUCUUCCCCCUUCACUUGAAUUAUGUUCCUUUUUACAAUCUAUUGCAUGCAUAUUAUGAGUAUAUAGUAUGAAUGUAUUAUACCAUCUAAAUGCGUGUUGUAUAUUGUCCUUUCUAUCGUGAUUUAUAAUAUAUAUUUAUAUCUAUACUUGAAUUUUUAAUCAUUCGAGAAAAUGAUCGUACAUAUUACCAAUAAUCAAUGAUCAUGAUAAUAAAUACUCGAACAGUGUGUCUUUGGAAUAAGCGAAUUAACUAGUAUAUGUAUCAAUACAUAUUCAUAUACAUGAACAACAAAUGAAAAAAGAAUAUCACAUUAGCUAAUAAAGUAUACGUUACAUAUAACAAAAUGAAUGAAUAUUAUACAUAGAUAACAUGGAAAUAUAAUAUGAAGUAACGAUAUCAUAUGUGUGUGAAAUUGCAAUGUUAUAAACUGCUUACCCUUAUAUUUAUAUAUAGAAUAUAUACAUCGUAUAUAUAUUUAUAUAAAUAGGUGUAAAUUUUCAAUGUGGCCUGAUUCGCUGUAAGUUUCGUGUCAAAGUUAAACUGAUACAAUUAUUACGUUCAUUUUAAUACGUUGUCCGAGAUUCCAUAACAUAAAAUUGAUAAAACUAAUGAAGAAGUAGAAAAAAAAAAAGGAAAAAACGGAAAACAGAACGAGAAAAGACAAAAAAUACAAAAAAUA